Messenger RNA from Striga hermonthica, 1482 nucleotides. NCBI's taxonomy places the organism in Eukaryota, Viridiplantae, Streptophyta, Magnoliopsida, Lamiales, Orobanchaceae. The record is from the annotation of a GenBank genome assembly.
AUGUGCAUUGAAUCUUUAGCCCUGAAAAACACAUACGACACAACAGUUGAGAUGGAAGAAGAAAUACAGUGGUCGUUGAAAUACAGCGGUUCAGUCGUCGUACUUCACGACGCCCUCGUCAUAACCAUGGAUUCUCAAAGUCGAGUAUUUCGGAACGGGGCUGUUGCUGUUCGAGGCGACACAAUUGUAGCCGUUGGCCAAUCGCAGGACGUCAUAUCUCAGUUCUCCUCAGCUUCACCCCAACUCAUUAACCUACAAGGACACAUUUUACUGCCAGGUCUGAUAAACACGCAUGUUCACACUUCACAGCAGCUGGCGAGAGGGAUAGCUGAUGAUGUUGACCUGCUGACAUGGCUUCAUGACCGCAUUUGGCCUUAUGAAUCCAACAUGACGGAGGAAGACUCUUACCUUUCCACUUUACUCUGUGGAAUUGAGCUCAUCCACUCAGGUGUCACUUGCUUUGCUGAGGCUGGAGGACAGCAUGUGCCUGGAAUGGCAAGGGCAAUCAGACAGCUGGGAAUACGUGCAUGUUUGACUCAAUCAGUGAUGGAUGCUGGGGAGGGAUUGCCUGAAUCAUGGGCAAAAAUGACUGUUGAUGAGUGUAUCCAGUCCCAGAAGGAUCUGUACAAGAAAUACCAUAAUACUGCUGAUGGACGCAUCAGAAUAUGGUUCGGAUUAAGGCAAAUAAUGAAUUCAACUGAUCGUUUACUUACUGAAACAAGGGAUGCUGCUAAAGAACUCAGUACUGGAAUUCAUAUGCAUGUUGCUGAGAUACCUUAUGAGAACCAACUUGUGGUGGAGAGAUAUGGGAUUGAUCAUGGUACCAUUACAUAUCUGGAGAAAAUCAAGCUACUGCAAGAUAAUUUACUGGCAGCUCAUGCAGUUUGGGUCAGCGAAAAUGAGGUUGGUUUAAUUUCACGAUCGGGGGUCAAAGUAUCUCAUUGUCCUGCUGCUGCAAUGCGUAUGCUUGGAUUUGCGCCAAUUAGAGAAAUGAUUGACGCGGGUGUUUGUGUUUCUUUAGGAACAGAUGGUGCACCUUCAAAUAAUAGGAUGAGCAUUGUUGAUGAGAUGUACCUAGCUUCUCUCGUCAACAAAGGGCGUGAAGUUUUUGGAAAAGGAACCACAGAUCCUACUGUCCUCCCUGCAGAAACAAUUCUUGAAAUGGCAACAAUGAAUGGUGCGAAAUCUGUGCUCUGGGAAAAGGAAAUCGGAUCACUUCAAGCUGGAAAAAAGGCUGACAUGAUUGUGGUUGAUCCUUCGUCUUGGUCAAUGAUGCCUGUUCAUGAUUGCAUCUCAAACCUUGUUUAUAGCAUUAGAACUGAAAAUAUUACAUCUGUUAUGUGCAAUGGUUGCUGGAUCAUGGUAAAUAAAAAAAUCAUGACCUUGAAUGAGAAAGAAGUUAUUGCUACGGCUCAGAAGGUUUCUAAUGAGCUUAUGAAGCGGGCAGGGAUCCAAAUCCCAAGCAGAAUGAACUUUUUGUGA